Molecule: messenger RNA, 1575 nt
Organism: Cyphellophora europaea CBS 101466
Lineage: Eukaryota; Fungi; Ascomycota; Eurotiomycetes; Chaetothyriales; Cyphellophoraceae
Product: glutamate decarboxylase
Exons: 6
Coding region: 1-1575 (524 amino acids)
Biological process (GO): L-glutamate catabolic process
Cellular component (GO): cytosol
Molecular function (GO): pyridoxal phosphate binding; glutamate decarboxylase activity
Source: RefSeq, a predicted model, not a curated record
AUGGUGCACUUAUCUGGAGUCGCCCCACGGCAGGGCGGGAAGAAGACAGCGACCGAGCAAGUGCACCGCCGCAGUUCGAUCGUGCCUGGCCUUGAGCAUAUCUCGCUGGAGGCUCCUGGUGAAGAUGAGUUCUCGACAUCGGUCUAUGGGUCUCGUUUCGCCGCGGAAGACCUCCCCUCACAUGAGAUGCCUGAGAAGGAGAUGCCUAAAGAGAUUGCCUACCGCAUGAUCAAGGACGAACUUAGCCUGGACGGCAAUCCCAUGCUGAACCUGGCUAGCUUCGUAACGACAUUCAUGGAAGAUGAAGCAGAGAAGCUCAUGACCGAUGCGUUCAGCAAGAACUUCAUCGACUAUGAGGAAUACCCUCAGACAGCCGAACUGCAAAACCGCUGCGUCAACAUGAUCGCCCGCCUCUACAACGCCCCUGACGCCCCACAGGGCCAGAACGCCAUGGGAACCUCCACCGUCGGCUCCAGCGAAGCCAUCAUGCUUGCCGUCCUCGCCAUGAAGAAGAGGUGGGCAAACAAGCGCAAAGCCGAGGGCAAAGACUUCUCUCGCCCGAACAUCGUCAUGAACUCUGCAGUCCAGGUCUGCUGGGAGAAGGCGGCGAGAUACUUUGACGUUGAGGAGAAGUGGGUGUACUGCACCACAGACCGCUAUGUCAUUGAUCCCGAAGAGGCGGUCAGCUUGGUCGACGAGAACACAAUUGGCAUCUGUACGAUUCUGGGCCUGACGUACACGGGUGAGUAUGAGGAUACACAGAAGAUCAACGAUCUUCUCGUCGCUAACAAGAUCGACUGCCCCAUCCACGUGGACGCGGCUUCUGGCGGUUUCGUCGCUCCAUUCGUGAACCCCAACCUGAAGUGGGACUUCCGGCUCGAGAAGGUGGUCAGCAUCAAUGUUUCUGGCCACAAGUAUGGUCUGGUAUACCCUGGCGUCGGAUGGGUCGUGUGGCGCUCACCAGAGUAUCUUCCCCAAGAGCUCAUCUUCAACAUCAACUAUCUGGGAGCCGAUCAGGCAUCCUUCACGCUCAACUUCAGCAAAGGCGCUUCACACGUUAUUGCUCAGUAUUAUCAGAUGAUCCGCUUGGGUAAGCGUGGCUAUCGGAGCAUCAUGCUCAACUUGACUCGCACUGCCGACUACCUGUCCGCACAGCUUCAAGAGCUUGGAUUCAUUAUCAUGUCUGUCGGCGGUGGGCGAGGCCUGCCGCUCGUUGCGUUCCGCCUCGAUGACGACGAUGACAACCUAUUCGACGAGUUCGCGCUCGCCCACCAACUGCGUGAGAGAGGCUGGGUUGUGCCAGCGUACACAAUGGCACCUCAUUCCGAGAAACUCAAGAUGAUGCGUGUGGUUGUCCGAGAGGAUUUCAGCAAGCAGCGCUGCGAUGCCCUGGUGAUAGAUAUCCGGAUGGCGCUGAAGGUGUUGGGUGAAAUGGACAAGAAAACCAUGGAGCGAUACCAGAGUCACGUUCAGAAGCACACUCAGUUGGGUAGGGCAGCCCGCGCUCAGACCUUUAAACUGGAUGAGGCUCAUUCUCUCCAGGCCAAACACGGAAAGACACACAGUGUAUGCUAG